Molecule: messenger RNA, 2486 nt
Organism: Asparagus officinalis (garden asparagus)
Lineage: Eukaryota; Viridiplantae; Streptophyta; Magnoliopsida; Asparagales; Asparagaceae
Product: factor of DNA methylation 1-like
Exons: 9
Coding region: 252-2312 (686 amino acids)
Biological process (GO): gene silencing by siRNA-directed DNA methylation
Source: RefSeq, a predicted model, not a curated record
GUUUCAGAUCAUUAUCGUUAUUUCUAGAUAGUAGUAGCAGUGCUACAUUGGCUAGGGUUUUCCCCCCGUACUGUUCAGAUGAAGGAAUUGUAUGGAGAUUUGGUCGUUUGUUUUGAGCUCUCCCACAUUCGAAUUGAGAAGACAGAUACUGGGGAAAAACGUUUGGAUUCAUUUUCGUAGAAUUUAUGCAAUCAGUGAUUGUCAUGGGUUGAUUGUAGUUGAACUACAUCGGCUUCACUUGUCCGCAGGGCAUGGAUUACAGCUCUGGUGAAGCAUCAGAUGCAAGUGAUUCUGACAUAGAGGACUUGGUGGCCAAAUCUUACAUGUAUUUAAGGACAAAGAAAUUGAAAGUAAAAUUCUCAGAAAGUGUAUAUAGAUGCCCAUUCUGUGUGGGCAAGAAGAAACAAGAUUACCAGUACAAGGAUCUGCUUCAGCAUGCUAGUGGAAUCGGGGCAUCUAAUCGGAAGGCAAAACUGAAAGCGGAUCAUCAGGCACUGGAAAAAUUCUUAAAGAAUGACCUUGUUGAUUCUGCAGGUCCAUCACUGCAGCUAAUGGUUAUUGAACCUCCAAAGCAGAAAGAGGAUAAGUUUGUUUGGCCGUGGAUGGGCAUUAUUGUCAAUGUUCCGACAGAAUUCAAGGAUGGUAGAUAUGUAGCUGAGAGUGGAACAAGGCUUAAAGAGCAGCUCUCUAGAUUUAACCCUGUAAAAGUUCACGCAAUAUGGACUCAUAGAGGUCAUACAGGGAAUGCAGUUGUUGAUUUCAGCAAAGACUGGGGUGGAUUCAAGGAUGCGAUGGCAUUUGAAAAUCAUUUUGAAUCAGAACGUUUUGGUAAAAAGGAUUGGCAAAGAAAUAGACACCGUGGGUUUGACAUUUAUGGUUGGGUUGCAAGAAGUGACGAUUAUGAAUCUUCUGGCCCCAUUGGGGAGCAUUUGCGAAAAAAUGGAGAUCUUAAAACUGUCUCCGAUUUGUCAAAUGAAGAAAAUCGUAGAACCGAUAAACUUGUAGCUAAUCUGGCAAGCGAGAUAGAGGCCAAGACCAAGCAUUUACAUGAACUUGAAUGUAAGUACAAUCAGACAACUAUGUCCUUAGAUAAGAUGAUGGCUGAGAAGGAACGGUUACAGCAAGCUCAUAACAGAGAAAUUGAGAAGAUGCAGGAAGAGAACCGGAAUCAUUCACAUAGAAUUUUUAGAGAAAAUAAGAAACUGAAAUCAGAGCUGAAUUGUAAAUUGGAAGAAUUAGCUUCAAGAAAAAAGCAACUUGAUCAGUUGGCUGCUCGAAAUGAUAUUGAUCGUAGAAAGCUAGAAGAUGAGAAGAAAAAGAAUGAACUGAAAAACAACUCCCUUCAAAUGGCAACUAAAGAGCAACAGAAGGCUGAUGAAGAUGUUCUGUCCCUUCUUAAAAAACAGGAGGAAGAGAAAAAGGACGCGUUCAACAAGAUAAUUCAAUUAGAGAAGCAGUUAGAUCAUAAACACAAAAUGGAACUGGAAAUCCAACAGCUUAGAAGCAAUAUACAGGUGAUGAAGCAUAUGGGUGAUGAAGAAGAUGCGGCACUCAAGAAGAAAGUGAAUGAAAUGGACGAAGAACUGAAGGACAAAGUUGAAGAAAUGGAAGCUCUGGAGGAUCUUAAUCAAACUUUAGUUGUCAAGGAAAGACGUGCCAAUGAUGAGCUACAAGAAGCUCGCAAAGAGCUCAUCCAUAAUCUGAAGGAAAUGUCAAGCAACAGCCGUGCGCUCAUUGGAAUAAAGAGAAUGGGUGAAAUUUGUUCCAAGGCAUUUCAAAUUGCAUGCAAAGAAAGAUUUCCUGGAGGCGAUGUAGAGAUUAAAACUGCAGAAUAUUGUUCAAAGUGGCAAGACGAACUAAAAAAGCCAGAAUGGCAUCCUUUUAAAGUAAUAGCCGUUGAUGGGAAGCAUCAGGAAGUAAUAAAGGAGGACGAUGAGAAAUUGCAGGCACUGAAAAAUGAAUUGGGUGACGGCGUCUACGGGGCUGUGACUACAGCCUUGCUGGAGAUGAAUGAAUAUAAUCCUAGUGGCAGAUAUACUAUAUCUGAACUUUGGAAUUUUAAAGAAAGCCGCAGAGCAACAUUGAAAGAGGGCAUAGCACAUGUAAUGAGACAGUUGAAAACUCUCAAGCGUAAGCGGGUUGCUGAGAAAAGUUCAUUGCUUGAUGUGGAAAAAUUCUGGAGGAAGCUGGUACUAUACUGUUCGUGCACUGUCAAAUAUGCUAACCAUGUAGACUUCCAUUUGGCCGAAUUUGAGAUAUUCUCUGGUUUACCGAUUAACAUAGUAAAAUUCACAUACAUUAUUACUAAAUGAAGCAAGCAGAAACGUAGACUAAUUUUUGCUGGCCAAUCAGUGUGAGCUUUUUCUUCGUGCUUCUUGUUAUGCUGGUUAUUUUACUGAGAGGAAUCUUAUUGCAACUUAUGUAGUUUUGCUUAAGAAUCGCAGAUUAAUGUCGAGUUCAAUGAUAUCGAAAUCUAUUUGGUUGUA